AUGAUUUUUUAUAAUGGAAAAGUAUUUUUACUCGCAUUGCAAUUUGCGUUAACAUUGACAACAGCAUUUCCGUUAACCAACACUACUACCGUAAAACCAGUACAGGAUAAAACAAUAUCAACAGAUUUCAAAAAAUUAUACAGUUCACCAUUAUCAGUAUCAACCAAUUCAGAAUGUUUAACUGCAACUAUGCAUACUAAAUACUCUUCGGAAGAAUAUCUCACUACAGCAGAACAUCCUACAAAAGAUACUUCGGAAUACUCUACGACUAAAUAUACUAAAUAUUCUUCGGCAGAAUAUCCCACCACAGCAGAAAAUCCUACAAAAGAUACUUCGGAAUACCCUACGACUAAAUAUACUAAAUAUUCUUCGGCAGAAUAUCCCACCACAGCAGAAAAUCCUACAAUGGAUACUUCGGAAUACUCUACGACUAAAUAUUCUACGGCAGAACAUCCCACAAUGAGUACUUCGGAAUCUACGACUAAAUAUUCUACGGCAGAGCAUCUCACAAUGAAUACUUCUGAAUAUUCUACGCCUAUGAAUACUAAAUAUUCUACGACAGAACAUUUUACAAUUGUAAAUACUAACCAUUCUACAAUAGAACAUCCCGCAACGAAUACUUCCAAAUAUUCUACAAUAGCAAAUACUACGACGGCUAAUUCGAAAUAUUCUACGACAGAACAUUUUACAAUUGUAAAUACUAACCAUUCUACAACAGAACAUCCCGCAACGAAUACUUCCGAAUAUUCUACAAUAGCAAAUACUACGACGGCUAAUUCCAAAUAUUCCACGACAAAAUAUCACGCAACGAAUACUUCCGAAUAUUCUACAAUAGGGAAUACUGCAACGACUAAUUCCACGAAGAAAGAAUAUCCCUCGACGAAUAUUUCUACAAUAGCAAAUACUACGACGACUAAUUCCAAAUAUUCCACGACAAAAUAUCCUGCAACGAAUACAAUAGUGAAUAAUGUAACAACUAAUUCCACGAAGACACAAUAUCCCGCAAUGAAUACUUCCGAAUAUUCUACAAUAACAGCAAACUCUGCAACGGCUACUUCCAAAUAUUCUACAAUGAACAGUAUAACUACACAUUCUCUACAAGAUACAAGAGGAGAUUUUUUGGUUUAUUCCACUAAUUCCGGAUCGCCAACUGCUAGUUCUUCUAAUUUCUCAAGUGAAUCAAACCAAAACCAAAAUUCAAUAUCACAAGUUGUCAUUGGAAUUAUUGUUGGUGCCCUCGGUAUAAUUCUUUGCGCAGUAGCAUUCUUUUUUUAUACUCAAAGAAAGAAAGGUGACGGAAACGGAAGUGGACGUCAAGUAUACCCUGAUACUGGAGCAUAUGGUAAACAUACAGGAACCAUAGAAGGUGGGGAAGAAGAAAAACUUCAAACAACCGGAACAACUGGAACAACUCAAAUACUUCAAACAACCGGAACAACUGGAACAAGAACAACUGGAACAACCGGAGCGACUGGAAUAAGAACAACUGGAACAACCGGAGCGACUGGAAUAAGAACAACUGGAACAACUGGAGAAACUGGAGAAGAUAAUGUAAUAUAUGAAACAGUAUAUGAAACAGUUGGAGAUAAUGGAAGAACUGGAGAAACCAUAAUAUUUGAAACAGUCGGAGAUAAUAGAACUGGAGAAACAACAAGAUAUGAAACAGUUGGAGAUAAUGGAAGAACUGGAGAUACUAUAAUAAGAUAUCAAACUGUUGGAGAAACUGGAAGACCAGAAGAAGGUAUCUCCAUCACGUCAUUUGGUGACGUCCAACGACUAGAUCCUACAGUGUUUGAUAAUGGUGGUGGUGCGCAAGAAAUUCUUGGAACUUCUAGACUUCCUUCGCAUGAAUCUGAACUCGAUCGAAACCAAGGGCAAAACUUCCCAUCAUAA
Molecule: messenger RNA, 1893 nt
Organism: Diversispora eburnea
Lineage: Eukaryota; Fungi; Glomeromycota; Glomeromycetes; Diversisporales; Diversisporaceae
Source: the annotation of a GenBank genome assembly